AUGCGGACCGGCCCCCACCGGGGGUCCCAAAUGGGGGCCCCCAGGGCUUCGGCUCACUUCUGGAAGCAAACCUUUUGGGAAAAACCCCCUCCUGGAGUCCCACCCCCACUCUCCGCGCCCAAGAAUGCUCUUCCCGAGCUCCGAGGGUCCGCGGCGGGGGCGCCCACCACCGUGCGCCCGCCCGCUCGCGUUGGGGCUAAACUGAGGCUCUCGGGGCCGCGCCCUCCAGUGUCGGACAGGGACGCGGACCCCCGACGGCCACGCCACGGCGGGCGGGCCAUUGUCUCGGCCGUCCCUCCCAGCACCACGCGCGGUCCCGGCCGUGGAGACGGACGCGGCCCCGGCGCCCCUUUACCUGCGGCCGUCCGGCUGCACCGCCCGGGCCGCGGGCUGAACGAGCGGCAAGGACGGCGCGGCCUUUGUGCGUCCGCCUCAGGGCCCCGACGACGCGGGGCCCCGGACGGGGCCGCACCAUGCCCGCCUCCCACGGCCGCGGGCGCCGGGACCCCCACCCACACAGCGGCUCCGGGGGGCCGGGCUCACCUCCGGCGCGGGGCGAGGGAGCGGCGCGGGCGCCCCCUACUCGUCCGCGCGGGGACAGUGCAGGCGCGGGGUCCCUGCGCGGGCGGCCGGCGUCCGGCGGGGGGACUGUUGGGGCAGAAAGUGCUCGCAGCAGCUGUUGCGCCCUCCCCCCCCCCCCCCACGGCCGCCCCUCCCGACGCCCCGCCCCCAGCCGCGCCUGUCACGCCCCCUCGAGCCCGAGCGUGUGCGCAAGCGCGCCUCUGA
Messenger RNA from Microtus oregoni (creeping vole), 786 nucleotides. Its product is annotated as basic proline-rich protein-like. The coding region runs from base 1 to 786 and encodes 261 amino acids. Lineage: Eukaryota; Metazoa; Chordata; Mammalia; Rodentia; Cricetidae. The transcript has 2 exons. The record is from RefSeq and is a predicted model, not a curated record.